AUGAGCGGAGCUAUCGGAAACAUGGCCUUCAUGUUUGGCGCCAUGCAGGUCGCCAAGCGCAUCCCCUUUGACGACAAGCCCGAGUACAUCACCUACGCGCGUGCCGGCUACGUCGCCGUGCAGCUCCUCUGCCUCGCCGUGUACUACUACUGCUCGAUCCGCGUCAAGAAGGCCAACGACCUCACCGUCAUCAAGUACGUCAACGCCAAGAACCCCAUGUCGCAGGAGCCCGGCGAGCUCGUCACCACCACCAACCGCGACUACGACCUCGCCGAGAUCUCCAAGGCCACGCGCGGCAUCCUCAUGGGCUGCGCCAUGGUCGGCUUCAUGCACCUCUACCUCGGCUACACCAACCCGCUCGUCAUCCAGUCCAUCCUCCCGCUCAAGAACGCGCUCGAGUCCAACAUGGCCAAGCUCUGGGUCUGGGGCCAGCCCGCCACCGGCGAUCUCAAGCGCCCCUUCAAGGCUCCCCCUGGUCUUUUCGGUGCCGCCGGUCAGGCCGGUCCUCAGACCGACAAGGCUGCCAUCAAGGAGGCCGAGCGUGCCGGCUCGGGCAAGAAGGACGAGUAA
This is a messenger RNA of Moesziomyces aphidis, 570 nucleotides long. Lineage: Eukaryota; Fungi; Basidiomycota; Ustilaginomycetes; Ustilaginales; Ustilaginaceae. The record is from the annotation of a GenBank genome assembly.